AUGGAUACAUUCAGAAACCUCUUCGCCAGGCCCGAUCCCCAAGCACAGUUCCGCAAAUGCAACGCCCUCAUCCGCUCCAACAUCCGCAAACUCGACCGCGACAUCACCGCCAACAAGCAAAACGAAAUCAAAAUAAAAAACCUCAUCCUCCAAGCCGACAAGCGCGCGCAGCGAGACCCCGCCCGCGCAAAGCAAGCCCAAAAGGAAGUCCGCGACUUUGCCCGCGAGCUCGUCCGCCAGCGCCGCGUGUCAGCCCGCGCAAUCACCUCCAAAGCCCAGCUCAACUCGGUGCAGAUGCAAGUCAACGAGGCGUUUGCGGUGCGCAAGAUUGAGGGCUCCAUACGCGCGAGUGUGGGCAUCAUGAAGGAUCUGAAUACCCUGAUACGGCUGCCCGAGAUGGCGGGCACGAUGCGCCAGCUGAGCGAGGAGUUGAUGAAGGCGGGUAUCAUAGAGGAGAUGGUGGAGGAUAUACUGCCUGAGGAUGGGGACAUGUUGAUGGAGGAUGAGGGCGAGGUUGAUAAGGUGCUGGGUGAGGUAUUGAAGGGGAAGAAGGAGCCGAGUUUGCCGGUUGCGCCGGUGCCGGAGCCGCAGAAGGAUGUGGAGGAGGAGGAGGAAGAAGAGGAGAAUGCGGAGGCUAUGAUGGAUCAGAUGCGGAACCGGUUGGAUGCGUUGAGGAGUUAG
Messenger RNA from Pochonia chlamydosporia 170, 681 nucleotides. Its product is annotated as vacuolar protein-sorting-associated protein. Gene Ontology annotation, cellular component: ESCRT III complex; multivesicular body. NCBI's taxonomy places the organism in Eukaryota, Fungi, Ascomycota, Sordariomycetes, Hypocreales, Clavicipitaceae. Bases 1 to 681 code for a protein of 226 amino acids. The record is from RefSeq and is a predicted model, not a curated record. The transcript has 2 exons. Gene Ontology annotation, biological process: protein transport; endosome transport via multivesicular body sorting pathway; late endosome to vacuole transport.